AUGGGCAGAAAGAAACAGAAGGAGCCAGACACCGCGACCACGCAAAACGACACAGUUUCUGCUCCUUCCGACAUCUUCAAAACCCUAUUCAGCUGCGCCGAUGAAACCGCCGCUACCCCCUCUAUUUUCUCCGAUGCCAAUCCUUUCAAAAGAAAACCCGAAGACCCAAAAUCCAACGAAAACCCUAGCACCGAUGUCGAUACCCAAAACCUUAAUUUCAACGAAACUACAGUGAAACUAAAAAUGGUGAAAACCGAAAAUCCCAAUUUGGGUUUUGAGCCGAAAGAAGAGAGAACGUUAAAUGAGAGUGAAAGAAAGAGGAAGAAGAGAAAAAGGGAUGAUCUUGAGAGCGAAUAUGAGGCUAAAAAGUAUGGUCCAGUGGUAGAUAAUGAGGAAAACGUGAGUGUUGUGGUUGGGGCAAAGAGGAAAAAGGCUGAUGAUGAAGCGAAUGUGUUGGUUUCAAAGGAGAGUGAAGGGUUUGACGAUGAAAAUAAGCUAUUAAGGACUGUGUUUGUUGGGAAUUUGUCUUUGAAGAUGAAGAAGAAGGUACUUAUUAAGGAAUUUAGUAAGUUUGGGGAGGUUGAGUCUGUGAGGAUACGGUCCGUGCCAAUUGCUGAAUCCAAGAUACCGAGGAAGGGGGCUAUUUUGUUGAAGAAGUUUAAUGAUAAUGCUGACAGUGUUAAUGCAUAUGUUGUUUUCAAGACUGAGCAAUCUGCAGAGGCAUCUCUCUCCCAUAAUAUGGCUGUGGUUGGAGGAAAUCACAUUCGUGUAGACCGGGCAUGCCCACCUCGCAAAAAGUUAAAGGGUUUGGAUGCUUCCCUUUAUGAUAACAAGAGGACAGUUUUUGUCGGUAACCUCCCCUUUGAUGUGAAGGAUGAAGAAAUUUAUCAACUUUUCACUGGUAUUAAAGAUCUUGCAUCCAGUAUUGAAGCUGUUCGAGUUAUUAGAGAUCCUCAUAUAGGUCUGGGAAAGGGCAUUGCCUAUGUGCUGUUUAAAACAAGGGAAGCUGCAAAUUUGGUGAUCAAGAAACGAAAUUUGAAACUUCGUAAUCGAGAGCUGAGACUAUCUCAUGCCAGACAGGAUUCUACCCCAUCUAAGAGAAAGAACUCAUUUGCUGAAGAGAGAGCUAAUUUGCCAAACAAGAAGUCAGCACCAGAUUCAAGGACUCCUGACCAUAAGAACAGGCCAGAUACAAAGGCUACCAAGUCCUACCAGGGCUUGCGUGCCAGUAAAUCUGGUGUGGAGAAGAAAGUCCAUACUCUUGCACGUUCAAAACGCGAUGGAGCAGCUAGGAUGAAAUCCAAGAAUCCACAAGGAGAAAAGCGUCAGGGGAAAAGACCAGCUGUUGCUCUAAGAAAGGCAAAAGCUGCACUCAAGGAUGGUGGUGCUUCUGGACCACCCAGGCAAAAACGCAAGCUAGAUAGCUGGACCCCAGACAGUUCCAACAGAAAGAAGAAAGCCAGGAAAUUUAGCCGGAAAGACGCCAUAGGAGCUGGAAUGGUGACUUGGAGGUUCAGCACAGCAGAACUCGAGCUCAAGCCUCGCACAAAGUCGCCCAGAAGUCGGAACAGACAAGCAGCAAGAUUCUUCGACCCUUGUUCUUGUCGUAUACUUUUCGUCAUGGUUGAAAAGGAAGAAAAUGAAGAAAGAUGA
Molecule: messenger RNA, 1653 nt
Organism: Dovyalis caffra
Lineage: Eukaryota; Viridiplantae; Streptophyta; Magnoliopsida; Malpighiales; Salicaceae
Source: the annotation of a GenBank genome assembly